Molecule: messenger RNA, 1449 nt
Organism: Kuraishia capsulata CBS 1993
Lineage: Eukaryota; Fungi; Ascomycota; Pichiomycetes; Pichiales; Pichiaceae
Exons: 1
Coding region: 1-1449 (482 amino acids)
Cellular component (GO): cytoplasm; nucleus
Molecular function (GO): protein serine/threonine phosphatase activity
Source: RefSeq, a predicted model, not a curated record
AUGGGAAAUAGCCCGUCCAAAGAUGACUCUUCGGUAUCAGCUACCGCUUCCAGUGGAGCUGGAGCUUCCAGCUCUCUAUCUACGUCCUUGAUUGCUGCCGCGGAGGAUGAGCCGUCGCGAAGUAUGCACUUCAAAAAACAAGCGCAGUUGGAGAGGCAUCCAAGAUCCAUUACUGAGAUUCCCAGCAGCCCUCGUUACGAUGAGGACGCGAUGAAGACACCCAAGCAGAAGUAUCAAUCAACGCAUGAGUCGGGAUCACCUUUUGAUCUAGAAAUUGGGGUCAAUAUGGCAAAGGCACUCUCCAUAUCGAAGCUCUCCCCCCACAAUUUCCUGGUUCCCACGAGCAAUUCUCCCGAAAAUGUGUCUUCUUCAAUGGGUUCGGACAAUUCGUAUUUCACAGAUGUUUCCUCAAGCUCAGUUUCACCUUCGACAACUCCACCGUCCAAUCAGGAAACUCUUUUGUAUCCUAUAGGAGUGAAGGAGGAUGCCUCUGAAGAGGCGUCUUUUCCAGGUCAAUCCCCUCCUUUAAUCGAAAAGCCCUCUUCGGAAAACUCGUUUGAUCUCGAUGCCAUAAUUGAAACUUUGGUUGAGACAGGCUUCUCGCGAUCAUACUCACGGAAGUUUAAAAUCAGCGGCAAGGAUAUCAAGUACAUUUGUGCCAGUGCUAGGAAGAUAUUUUUGGAUCAACCUAUGCUAUUGGAGCUUGCAUCCCCUGUUAAAGUAGUUGGGGACAUUCAUGGUCAAUUCCAUGAUCUUUUGCGGGUGUUCAAGCUGUGUGGAUUUCCUCCUCACUCCAACUACCUUUUCCUUGGCGACUAUGUGGACCGUGGAAAACAGUCUCUGGAGACGAUUCUGUUGCUGCUGUGUUUAAAAAUCAAAUACCCUGAGAACUUCUUCAUGUUGAGAGGAAAUCACGAAUCGGCUAACGUCACUAAGAUGUACGGUUUCUACGAUGAAUGCAAACGGCGGUCUAGUCUCAAGACUUGGAAGACAGUUGUGGACGUUUUCAACGCACUGCCGGUGGCGGCAACUAUAAGCGACAAGAUUUUCUGUGUUCAUGGAGGUUUAUCACCCACACUAACGGAUUUAGACCAGAUUAGAAGCAUCAGAAGACCUACAGAUAUCCCCGAAUCCGGUCUGUUGGCCGAUCUCCUAUGGUCCGACCCAGACUCGGAAACUAACAAUUGGUCUGAGAACGACAGAGGAGUUUCUUACUGUUUCGGAAAGAAGACUGUGACCAAAUUCUGUCAGCAUUUCAACUUUGACCUGGUAGCCAGAGGCCACAUGGUUGUCGAGGAGGGCUACGAGUUCUUUGCUAAGAGGAAACUGGUGACCGUGUUCUCCGCUCCGAACUAUUGUGGAGAAUUUGACAAUUGGGGUGCUGUUAUGAGUGUGAAUAAGGGUUUGAUGUGUUCCUUUGACUUGCUCAAGCCUACACAGAAGAAGUAG